GACACAUGCGUAGUGCCAUUCUGUGAAAACUCAAAAACUAAAGAAAAGGAAAAUCAAGCUUCCACACUUAAAGCGACAGUACCACAUUUUUUUCAGAUUUGUCCUUGUUUUUUUACGAGUACAGUUCCUAGAUUGCAAUUCUAAUACAGUAACUUUGAAGAAUAUAUGCAGGUCAUGUCAGGUCUACGGAAUCAGGGCUCAAAGCCAUACGACGCUGUUGUAAGCGACAGAGGUGGUAGUGUAAAUGGUGGAGAUCCUGCUUGGGCAAUGCAACACAAUGCUAAAGGUAACUGGUCUCAUUAUAACAACUCGGAAACUAUCAACUGGCCUGCCCAUGGAACAACACAGGAGCCGGUACCAUACCCAGGAUACCCUUCCAGUUACUGGUACCCACAAGCCCCACCCGCAGGUCCUUACUCAGGCACCUAUUCACCAGGAUCUGAAGCAAAUAACCAACAGGGAAUGGCAGGCUACCCUAAUGGGGCCUACAACCCCACACAGUAUCCUGGGUCUCUCCACCCUACAAACCCUUUCUACUGCCAGGCUCAGCAGCCAACCCAGCCACCCUACCCUUCCCAGGCUCACUGUGAGACUGGGCCCCACCCUGUGGCUCCUGGAGUGGGGGGACAGCCAGAGUGCAACCAGUCAUAUCCUGUUCCGGAAGGGCAAACGUCUCUAGGCUAUCCUUACCAGCAGUAUGGCCAAAGGGUGGAUGAUGUCUCCCAAAACCCUCCUUACCUGACUCAGCCUUCGUCGUGCUCUGGGCCCCAGCUUGAGGCCUGGCCCCAAGCACCUGGUUAUGGGCUUCCACAGCAACAGUGGCGGGCAAGGCAGCAAAGACCAGCUGCUUCGUACGAGAACUCCUUCAUGAGCUCACAGCACCAGGCCUGGCCUAGUGCGGGUCCCUCAGCACUAACUUGCGAUCCAAAGGUCCCUCAGUAUUCAGGGUACCCCCACCCAGGCCAGUCUUCAUCCCAAAUUGGCCCUCAAACAAGACCACCAAACCCUGGUUCUGGACAGCGGGGUGAAUACAGCUCCCCUCCCCAGCUCUACACCCAGGAAGGGAGGAAACCAGAACCCUACCCAGCCCAGAAAUCCACAGAGGAAGAGCCACCCCCUCCGCAAGGACCCCAGCUGAGUGAUAACCCUAACCUGGCUCGGAUACAGCAGGUCACAGAGCACGUCCGGCUGCUGGAGGAGGAUGUGAACGAGUUCGUGGGCCGCAAAGCAGACAGGGACUACCGCUGCCUGGAGGAGCUGCUGACCAAGGAGCUACUAGAGCUGGACUCGAUUGAAACUAGGGGCCAGGAGUCUGUGAGGCAGGCCAGGAAGGAGGCUGUACAGAAGGUCCAAGGAGUCCUGGACAGGCUGGAGAGGAAGGCCUUCUGAGGUGGACAGGCCCACCAGACUCACUGCUGUCAUGACAGUUCAAAUAAUUCCACUGAUUUUACAGUCCAGUACAAUACCAGUCCACCAAACAGAGAUCUCAAAAACAGUGAUAAUUGACCUGUGUCCGAGCAGGCUGAAAGUUUUCUUGACAUGCAUUGCUAUGAGGUUUGGUUGUUACGGGAUGCUUGUUAGGUUUGAAUCAGGAUCAUUUUGAUGAGGAUGCUUUAAUGAGCUUUCUUUUCUAAAAGGAACCUAUCUGAUAAUAUUCUGAAACUAGUAUAACCAGAUUUCUGGAAUUUCACAGCCUUGCAUAUAUUCCUAUGUGCACGCAAGUUAUUUAUGUACAUUUUUUUUUAAAUGUUACCACCUUACGUAUUUACCUUUCUAACAUAUGCAGUUUAGUUUUCCUUUUAGACACAAAUCUAUUAAAUUGAUCUUGACACUGUUUAAAUCAUUAAAAGACGGGGGACUUCGUGAAAAUCAGCUUCUAUAACAGUUUUGUAGUGCAUUUUUGUGUAUUUGGAAUUCUUAAUAUUUUAUAUUUAAAAUGUGGCAGCAUUGUUUAAUUGAACAUCCCACCAAAUGUUAGCUCAGUAAAUCAGUCCCUUCCUGCUCCUCUCUCUCCCCCUUGUAUUUUGAAAUAAAACUGAACAGCAUUCACUCAUCACUUUUUUUUUGUACUCACUUUUGAUUUAUACACAUACAUGUAAAUGUAAUAUGGUGAACAUAUGUAAUGUUUUUUUUUGCUUCUUUUUUAAGUGAAAGAAGCAAUGAAAUAUCUGAAAUCGUGACUGAUGUGUGUUUGUCAGAGUUUGUGAUGGAGUUUACUGUAUCACCCCUGAUUCUUAAAAGUACAAUUUUUUUUCAUAAACGCACUGCCAGUCUUCCAAAAACCAAAAAUGAUGAGUUCUUGAAUUAAGUGUUUUUUGUAACCCUGGCAGUUUUAUUAUCCGUUCACAAAAAUAAAACCUUUUGAAAUAUUGGGUCAGUUUAUCAAGUUGCAUUAAAGGAGUGUGAAACACGG
Messenger RNA from Acipenser ruthenus (sterlet), 2413 nucleotides. RefSeq names its product BAG family molecular chaperone regulator 4-like. Gene Ontology annotation, molecular function: protein-folding chaperone binding; adenyl-nucleotide exchange factor activity. Gene Ontology annotation, biological process: protein stabilization. The record is from RefSeq and is a predicted model, not a curated record. Gene Ontology annotation, cellular component: nucleus; cytosol; membrane. The transcript has 5 exons. NCBI's taxonomy places the organism in Eukaryota, Metazoa, Chordata, Actinopteri, Acipenseriformes, Acipenseridae. Bases 166 to 1389 code for a protein of 407 amino acids.